Molecule: messenger RNA, 3138 nt
Organism: Kwoniella shivajii
Lineage: Eukaryota; Fungi; Basidiomycota; Tremellomycetes; Tremellales; Cryptococcaceae
Exons: 19
Coding region: 1-3138 (1045 amino acids)
Biological process (GO): iron-sulfur cluster assembly
Cellular component (GO): cytosolic [4Fe-4S] assembly targeting complex
Source: RefSeq, a predicted model, not a curated record
AUGGACGUACCUCGAGUGGUACGGACUCAUAUAUCUUCUUCUGAGCUAGAUCCCCCUCAAGACCUUGUAGAUGCCGUUAAUAAUGGUCAUGUAGGAUUACUGGAAAUAGUAAAAGCUUUGGGAGAAUAUCUGACUUCUACAGAGGACGAUGUACGGUUGAAAGGUUUGACGUUCUUGUCAAAUACGUUGAAAGCAGUUAAUCCAGCUAAAAUAAAUAGACAAGCUACUCAAACACUAACCAAUUUCUACUUGUCCAAACUUGAUGAUUUCGAUUCACUUCCUCCUGCUUUGGGUGGUUUAACUGUAUUAUCGAAAUUAUCUACCUUUGACGAUGACGCCGCUGUAGAGGUAUACAAAGGACUGGUGGAGAAUGUGAAUAUGAAGUCAUAUAUGCAAGCGACGAGACAUUUAGUAUAUGUUUUAUUCGAUAGUUUAUUGGCAACUCAUAGAAAUGCUUUAAAGGCAAUGGGAACAGCUUUUAUAAACAGUUAUACUAAAAUGGUUGAUGGAGAGAAAGAUCCAAGAAAUCUGAUGCUCUUGUUCUCCAUCGAUAGAGUCAUCUUAUUAGAAUUUGAUGUAAAGGAUCGCAUAGAGGACUUCUUCGAUAUAACAUUUUGUUAUUUCCCAAUAACGUUUCGACCACCUCCCAAUGAUCCGUAUGGAAUAACGGCGGAUGAUCUGAAGCUGGCCCUAAGAAAUUGUAUGGCUUCUUCUUCGCAUUUCGCAAGAAUGGCUCUACCUUUAUUCUUGGAGAAAUUCUCUACUCUUACUGGACCAAGUAUGAAAGAUCUGCAGUUGACAAUCGCAGCCUGCUUACCUGUAUAUGGGCCUGAAGCAGUCAGAGAAAGGGGGGGUGAGUUGUGGGAAGGUAUCAAAACAGAGAUUCUUUAUUCCUCGGAUACAGCGAUUGAGGCAGCAGCUUUAUCCGCCCUGGAAGCGCUGAUACGUACGCUAUACCCAACAAAUCAAGAUGCUCCUUCAGGUUUAGCACAAGAUUUCAUCAAAGAAUGCUUGGAAAUCCUAAAUGAGCCAGAGAAAAGUCAAGCAGUAGCAGCAACGAAAAUACUAGCAGCCAUAUUCCGUGCUUCUCCUUCAGCUGGUAAAUUUGCUUUAUCGCAAACUUUCCCUCAACUUUUCCGACAAUUCAACUCCCCUUCUCUGCCAUCACAUCGAGCACCCAUCCUCUCCACCAUUUCAUCCCUCCUCGUUGCAGUUCAAUCAGUCUACUCCUCACCGUCGAGCCAAAGGUCACAAAGUCAAGAAAAAGCUUUGGACCCUUACCGGGACGGGAUAUUAGAUGUACUCCGAGAAGGUCUGAGGACUAGCGGAUUGAGAGAACCUUCCAUCAAGGGAUGUACUGCCUGUGUGCAAAUACCUGGAUUUUGGUCGAAAGAAGAUGUAGAGGAUGUUGUUAGAGGCUUAGAUGAUGUUUUAGUGAAUGAUUCCGAGCCUGAGAUAAGGCCAGAAGUGAUCAGAUCUCUUACGACUAUAUCAACCCUACAACCUACAAUCAUCGAGUCACUCACUUUACCAUUACUUUUCCAUAACCUACCAGAUUCAGCCCCUUCAGCAUCAGACCAUACAGCAAGAGAGAAAUAUCGAUCAAUACUCUCAUCACUGGAAGAAUUAUGUGUUCAACCAGCUUUAUUCCAAACUUUGGUGAUUAGAAUAACAACGAAACUUGAUUUACUGUCAUCGUCCAGAAAUUCGGGCGCCCAUGGAGGGGAAGAAGAAAUGGGUGAAUUCGACUUGAGGGAAUGUAAUAUAGCAUACGCUUGGGAUCUCUUGCAUACUCUUCAGGGAGUGAUAGAAAAGAAGAUUCAGGAAAAACAUACAGACCUAGCAAGAUAUUUCGAUCAAAUCAUACCUAGAUUAUGGACUUUAUUAAUCUCAGCUGCAUUACCGAAAAUAGGUGACGAGAAACCCCUCUUCAGAGAUAGGAGAUUAAUUGGAUUAGUGGCUAAACUAGGUGAAGGUCUGAUCUGGGAAUUGAAUCCUGAGCGUCAAGGUAAAUGGAUAACGGCAGUAUAUCAGGCUUUCGAAAAGGGAGACUGGACAGGUGUAGUUCAUGAUCGAUCUCAAAUAGGAUCAGGUGGUUCACCAUUGAGAAAUGGAGCUUCAUCAUCGGAACAGGACUUGAUAGCUCUUUACGCCGGUACUGUACAGGGGUUGAAAGGGGACACUUCCUUGCCGUUCACUUCUGCUGCGGAGUUCUUGAGUUCCAAGGUACACUGGACAAUCAAUGUAGCUAGAGAUGGGUGGCAAGUCAAGGGGGCUCUAGACCUAAUUUGUUCUCUUGUGAACAAGCGGGAAACAGAAUUGAAAGACUCGCUAGAAACUAUAGUGGACAGUGUAUGGUCAGUCGAGAUACAGGAUACUUCCAAGGAUGUAGAAAUAAGACACAGGGGUCUAUCGGUGUACUUAAAUAUCGUCAAAGCUUUAUCUCUUCUCCGUUUACCAUUAGCGUACUCUGCAUUGGAAAAAGUCAUUGACAUAUUGAGUCUUUCAAAUCUUGAUCCGGAAUUUGUACCGCACGCAGCAGCCGGCUUUGGAAUAUUAGCUCAAGGUAAAGGCAAAGGACAUCUGACUUCGAAGUUAUUGUACGCGCAAAAAUUGUGGAAUUACGUAUUGCCGAAAUUAAUAGAUGGUGACAAAGAGGCUUCUGGUAAAGGUCGAUUGGUUUAUUUGGUAGCUUUUGCAAGUCUUUUACCACUCGUUCCAGCUUCUUUGUGCCUUGCAGACUUGAACACUAUUCUACCUUUGAUAUUACGUUCAUUGUCCCUUCCUGAUCCUCAACAACGUAUCAACGCGAUAACAACUCUAGUCUCGAUACUUGAAACCGCGACUGAUUCGAAAGAAGUCGAUAAAGCUAUACAUGGCAAUGCCGAAGUGAUGGUUGAUUCUUUACUGAAAAGUGCGGUCAGGCAAGAUAGCCUACCUACCUCAGGCAAAGCACGUUCAAUAGCUCUAUCAUGUCUCUCCUUGUUCCCCGAUGUAAUAAGAUUCGAAUCUUUACACAAUUAUAAAAGUAUAGUCGUUAGAGAAUUGGGUAAAACGCUAGAUGAUCCAUUAAGAAACGUGCGGAAAGAAGCGGUUGAAUGUAGAGCCAAAUGGUACAAGUAUGGGAAUGCCACGUAG